This is a messenger RNA of Rotaria sordida, 1632 nucleotides long. The record is from the annotation of a GenBank genome assembly. NCBI's taxonomy places the organism in Eukaryota, Metazoa, Rotifera, Eurotatoria, Philodinida, Philodinidae.
AUGCAAAUCUUAAUUAUAAUAUUAAUAAAUUUAUUUAUUUUAAAAUGUUAUUCUUCAAAUUCUUCUUGUUUACCAUGUACAUCAACAUUAUAUCGUUCAUGUUAUAAUUGUUUUAAUAAAUUUUCAAUUGAACAUAUACAUGUUGAAAAAAUUUCUAUUAUUUGUAAUUUAACAAAUAAUAAUAAUAAUAAUAAUAUUUUUCAAGAACAAGAACAUUUUUAUUCAAUUAUUAAAUCUUUUACAGUAAAAUAUUGUACUAUGAAAAUAUUUUAUUUUGAUCAAUAUACAUUAUGGAAUUAUCUUGAAUAUAUAUCAAUAACAUAUGCACAUCUUACACGUCUAUCGCCUGUCAUAUUUAAUCGAUCAUUAUCAAUUUCACCUAUUUUACAUAGUAUAAAAACAUUAAAUCUUUCACAUAAUUCAAUACGUAUAAUAGAUACGAACUUUUCAUAUUAUUUUCCAUCAUUAGAAAAACUUGAUUUAAGUUAUAAUCGUCUUAUACUUAUUAGAAAAAAAGCAUUUAUUAAUUUAAUAAAUUUACAAGAACUUUAUUUAAAUAAUAAUUAUUUAAAACAAAUUUUAUCAAUAAUUUUUCCACGUCAUUCAUUAAAUUUAAUUAAUUUAAAUUAUAAUCAUUGGCAUUGUUCAUGUACAAAUGUUUUAAUACUUUCAGUUAGUCAACCAAUACCAAUAUGUCAAACACCAAUUCAAUAUAAAAAUCAAAAUGCAUUUAAUAUUGCACGACAAUGUUUUUUUCGUUCAAAAGCAAUUAUUUUAAUUACAACAAAUAUUUAUAAAGAACAAAAUUUAACAUGUGCAUUAUCAUCUACAAUUGAUAUAUGGAAAAAUAAAACAAAUCAAAAUAUUACUCUAUUAUCUGCUUGGCAUAUAGAACAACGUCGUCCGAUUGCAAUAGAAUAUCUUUAUGCUUUAAGUAAAAAAUUUGAAAAAUAUUUAAUCUGUUUUAAUUUAAAUUCUUCUCAACCUGAAUCUGUAUAUACAAUAAUAUCGCUUACAUCAAAAUUAUCUUUAUUAAAUAAUAAAAAUUUAAAUACAAAUCUUUCAAUGAAUAUAACAACAAAUCGAACAUUUAUUAUUGUUAAAUCUGAAAGAAAACUUCCAGAAUUUUUUCUUUGGUUAUUAAAUAUAAGUAAAAAUAUUUUACCAAAAUAUUUUCGAACAUCAGAUAAAUUAGUUUUAAUUGUUUGGUUAAUACUUCUUACAAUAGUAUUAUUAAUUUUAUCAUUUCUUAUUUAUUUUAUUUAUCGUCAACGUCAAAAAUUUUCAAAUUUUCAAAUUAAUUCUUUUUCUCAACAACUUAUUCGUUAUGAUAAAAAUUCUCAUAAACAUCGAACAAUAUUUAAUUUAAAAUUUAAUUGUAAAAAUCAUAAAUGUUUAUGUCAAUAUCGUCGACGUGCACAUUCAACAAUGUAUUUAGCUAAAUCGACAACAUCAAAAUCAAUUAUAUUAUCAAAUAUUGAAUCAAAUAAUAGUAUUCGACCAUUAUUAAUUAAACCAACUGAAUUACGUUAUGCAAAAAUAAAACGUAUAUCAUCAAUAAAAGAAUUAAAUGAUGAUUAUUUAGCUGGACAAUUUCGAACUACAGUUAAAUUAAAAUCUUUACCUAAUUGA